Myiozetetes cayanensis is the source of this 499-nucleotide messenger RNA. Its product is annotated as feather keratin 4-like. Gene Ontology annotation, cellular component: intermediate filament. Gene Ontology annotation, molecular function: structural constituent of cytoskeleton. Bases 167 to 499 code for a protein of 110 amino acids. The record is from RefSeq and is a predicted model, not a curated record. The transcript has a single exon. NCBI's taxonomy places the organism in Eukaryota, Metazoa, Chordata, Aves, Passeriformes, Tyrannidae.
CCCACAGCAGCCUCCCCACUGCCUCGCCCUCCUGCAACACCGCCCCUCGCACCCCCACGGCCCUGCGCUGCCUCAGCCCCCUCUCUGCUCUGCUCUGCUCUUCCCUUCCCUUCUCUUCCCUUCUCUUCUCUUCCCUGCCCUCACAGGGCCCCUCCACACCACACCCAUGGCCUGCUACGACCUCUGCCGCCCCUGCGCACCCACCCCGCUGGCCAACAGCUGCAACCAGCCCUGUGUCACCCAGUGCCAGGACUCCACCGUCCUCAUCCAGCCCUCCCCCGUGCGCGUCACCCUGCCAGGGCCCAUCAUGACCUCCUUCCCCCAGAGCUCCGCCGUCGGAUCCAGCGCAGGGGCUGCCCUGGGCACGGAGCUCAAUGCCCAGGGACAGCCCAUCUCCGCCGCCUUUGGGGCCUUUGGCUACGGCCUCGGCUCUGCCCGUGCCUUUGGCUACGGCCUGGGAGGCCUGGGCUGCUACGGCACCAGGGGCUCCAUCUGCUGA